Molecule: messenger RNA, 5062 nt
Organism: Stegastes partitus (bicolor damselfish)
Lineage: Eukaryota; Metazoa; Chordata; Actinopteri; Pomacentridae
Product: muscleblind-like protein 2a
Exons: 9
Coding region: 748-1941 (397 amino acids)
Biological process (GO): regulation of RNA splicing
Cellular component (GO): cytoplasm; nucleoplasm
Molecular function (GO): metal ion binding; RNA binding
Source: RefSeq, a predicted model, not a curated record
AGUAAGCUGUCAAAAGCUUGUUGCUUAAAUCUGUGCAGUGCCACAAAGUAAAGAAGAAAUUAGGUCGGACACGGAGAGGAAAUAACAAGCUUUAAUUCUGAGAACAGAACCAGAAUUAAUUGGGUUGUCGAAGGGACGUUUCGGGAACACUUGACAUCUUGUUUUUCCUUAGUUCAGCUGCCGUGUCGUGUGUCCUAGCUGGUGCGUGAUUGCCGUAUCCUCCGGGAAGCUGCUGGUUCGUGAUGAUGAGGUCACCAACAGAAAGUGCCUUUGAGAAGAUAUCCCCGACCUGAAGCUGGCCUAUGCUUUCUUUACAGUCGCACUCAAAUACCAACACAGGAUACCUCAGCUUCAAGUCGCUGGUCAUCAGUUUGCACAACUUCAGCAUCUAAUAGAGUGCUAAAUUUGAGCCAUAAUAUUAAAGGAUAAGCGGACGGAGAAUAAUGACCUGAGAAUGUAUAACUAAAGUGGCAUCAUCAGCUGUGGAACAAACGCUCAAACGUGUUGUAGAAAAAGAAAAAAAUGUCUGCAGUUUCUUUUUGAUGGACAAUUUCACAACGAUUGACCAGCCUUCCCGUUUUUCUGCUCCAGCUGAUGGAGGCCGUCAGCUGUCCUCAGGUUGUUUUAGAAGAGGACAGGACUUGCGCUUACAGUUAGAUGCUCUGAUUAAUCUACAGCCUUUGGUGUUUAAGUCUUUAGACAAUUAGACUGACUUCAGAUUUAUUGUAUAGUGAAAAACCUUUGGACAUGGCGUUAAAUCUUUCUUCAGUACGAGACACAAAGUGGCUAACUUUGGAAGUCUGUCGACAGUUUCAACGAGGAAACUGUUCACGUAGCGAUGAGGAAUGCAAAUUUGCUCAUCCGCCGAAGAGCUGCCAAGUCGAGAAUGGGAGAGUUAUUGCCUGCUUUGACUCACUGAAGGGCAGAUGUUCAAGAGAAAACUGCAAGUAUCUCCAUCCACCUUCGCACUUAAAAACCCAGCUCGAGAUAAACGGGCGCAACAAUCUCAUCCAGCAGAAGACGGCAGCAGCUGUGCUCGCACAACAGAUGCAGCUCAUGAUCCCUGGACCCGGCUUGCAGCCUGUGCCAACAUUUCCUGUUACACAGGGACUUGGCACCAAUACUGGUCUUGGUUAUGGUUCGUACAUGACACCCCUGAGUCAUGGGAUGAGCCUCAUUCCUUCAGACAUCCUCUCCAGCACCCCGGUCCUUGUUCCUGGGAGUCCACCAGUCACUGUCCAGUGUUCCUCCUCUUCCUCUUCCUCUUCUUCUUCUUCUCCUUCUCAGAAGCUGCAGCGCACAGACAAACUAGAGGUGUGCCGUGAGUUCCAGCGGGGAAACUGCGCGAGAGGGGAGACAGAUUGCCGGUUUGCUCACCCCAGUGACAGCCCAAUGAUUGACACCAUUGACAACACUGUCACUGUUUGCAUGGACUACAUCAAGAGCCGCUGUUCCAGGGAGAAGUGCAAGUAUUUUCACCCGCCUGCGCACUUGCAGGCCAAAAUCAAAUCCAGUCAACAACAAGUCAAUCAGACGACCGUGGCAGCACAGGCCACAGCUGCAGCCGUGACUCAGUCGACUGCCAAAGCAAUGAAGCGACCCCUCGAGGCAACUGUAGACCUGGCCUUUCCCCACAGUGUCCUGCAACCCUUACCAAAGAGACCGGCUCUUGAAAAGAGCAGCUGGGCCAGCUCUCUUCUCAGCCCCAGCUUAUUGCACUACCAACAGGCUCUGGCCAGCACACAGUUGCAGCAGCCCACUGCAGCAUUUUAUCCCACAGGUUCUGUCUUGUGCAUGACUCCCGCUAACAGCGUCGAUCAUCCUCAAGUAACCACCAGAAACAGUCGUCAGUGCCAUGUUGCUGCUGUUAAAGGUCCCAAACAGCCAUUCUGUAAAUAUCCUGUUAACACCACACACGACAUACGACAAGCUGCAUGCUGACAACAUCACUGAUGAGAAAACAUUAACGUGGCCUCUGAUAAACUCCAUGUAAUGGCUCAGUUACUAGGAUUAUACUAUGUUAGGUGUCACUGCUGUAUGUGCACACCUUUGCACCUGCAUUAACAUGAAUCCUGCAUAAUAUGUCUGUUUCCUAAACCAGUUCUGAUGAGGUUCCGGGUGCGUUUAGCCUCUUAUCGACCUGAAAUGGAAAGCCCAGUGAAUACAAGGGGCGCUUCUGAACAAACUCCACCAGAAAACACAUCAAACUGAAAACAGGCAGUGCAGUUACAGUAGUAAACGCUUAAUACUAACCGGUAUGUAAAACAAUAGAAAAGUUGCUCACUAUACAUUUUAUAUACAUUUUAAGUGGAAAGGAUGACUGAUGUAGUCUGAAAUCAGUUUUCAGUGUGUACAUGUUAAUGUCAGUUGUAAAGGGGUCCUAUAUUGGAGAUUGUCAGGUUUUUUUCAACCUUAUAUUGAACAAAAUAUGAUUUCUUUUCUUUUUCAGUGGGUUAUUUAAACUAAGAAAGUUUUGUUUUUCACAUCCGUGAUUGUUUUAUCUAGUGCCAGAUUUAAAUAUUUUUAACAAAUUGGCGAAAAGCACUUGUUUUACCUUGAAACUCCAUAUUUUAGAAACACAAUUUGAACUUUUAAACGCUCUGAGGGUCGUCCUCUCUGUACUUUACCCAGUUAUCCCCAGAGAACUGGAUCAGUGCUCCACCUCCUGGUGUGCCUUUGCAUUGCAUAUACAGGUUGUUUGUUAGGAAAAUACUGUGCAAUUUAUUUGAUCCACAAAUAUUUUUUUCUAAAUUACCCCCAGUUUAUUAUCUGGAUGAUCAGUUAUUCUGAUAUAUGACUUAUUGAUGAAUCUGUAAGUAGAUUUCACUCGUUCAACUUGACAUAAACAAACCACAUUUCUUAGAAGAGCCUCCACAUCCAUGAAAGUAGACUCAGUAAAAGGGUGUGCUCAUAUUCAAACUAGAGUUCUUGUGAUCCUAUAAGGAUUGUGUGUUGAGUAUCGUGCGGACUGUCGGUCAUAAUGUUACAGUCACUUGUCAGUACUGUAUAAUUUGAAUGUUACAAGUGCCUAAGGAAUUGUGCAUGCAAUGACAUCUAAGCAUAUUUAAAGGCGUUGUGUGGAAGUCACUCAAUUAAAUCUAUUAAACUUAAGUCACAGACGUUAGAAAUAAAUGUACAUGUUUUGCAAUGCCAUGUCAGUGCAUUAGUAUUUUGUGUACACCUGUUCAGAUUUAGUCUUACGAUUAAUUUCACUGAUGCUCAAAUGUGUAUGUAUGUACUAAGUAUAAGAGUUAAUAUCCAGUUUUGUUUUCUUUUUGUUUCACUUUUAGGAUGAUAAAGUAGUUUACGACAAGGUAAAAUACUUUUUGUGGUAAAGUAGAACCUAAGGAGGAAACGUAGUCACGUAUGAUUGAUGCCACAUUAUGCAAUUAGCCACCUCUGUGUGAACCUCACAGCCGACAGAGUGGACGUUGUGUCUGGUUAAGUCAAUAAUUAUUUCUUCUAUGUGCUGUUCUUCUGAACCUCUUUCGUUAAUGGUUUUAGUUCCCUAUUUGCAAGCAGCGUGUACAAAUGUCAACCUUUCCUUCAGAUGUUUUCGAUGACUUUUCAAGAGAUAUGGCAUUUGUUCACUUUUUCAUUAUGUACUUUCCUUAUGAAAUGUUUUACACAUUAUUAAUAGAAUAUAUGAGUAUAAUUGCAUAUUUUACUAGUUUAACAUUAGCUAGGUACACUUUUAAAAAAUGUAUUCUCCUCUGUUUUAUGAUGAAUGUAAUUUAUUAAACUGACUUUAUCUCUGCUGGAGGUUCCUCAAAGGACCUUAAUCUGUUAGCCUGAAAAACCGUCUUGUGUCCAGGAAAUGAAUGUCAGAGAAAAAGAGAAGCUUAAAGCAUUUCAUCCUUGUUGUUGUCACCUGUAAGGCACAACGAAUCUUUGUUUGAGCAAGGCCAUAGAAUUGCUUUUUUUGUGUGUGCAAAAGUGCAUUGUACAGGCUGCGUUUUAUGAGAAAAAAAAGUAAUUUUCACAAUGGUGUAACAAUAGUUUGUCAUUAAAUUGUUUGAUUUGUUGCUGAGGCAAUCUGAAGUUGCAGUGAUAAAAGCCGUAUUUUUGUAGGUGAUGAACUCGUCGUCUCUCCUCACAGUGACACAGUUAGAUUCUACAUUGGGAUAUUUUGCGUUAUUAUGUAAUGGUGAAACAACACUGUGUGUGAUGCAGUGCAUAAAAAAAAGUAAUGUUUGAAAUGUUAAUUUUGUGUUUCCCCUGCAUGGUAACAUCUUGCAGUAAAAAUAUCCCGUCUGUUGAUCGCCUCAUUCAGAAAGCCAGGUGUUGAUGGUUCAGCAGCUGUUUAAAACGUUAUUCGGUUUUCAAAAUACGAUCGCUUUAAAGGUUUAGUUUGUCAUUAGAUAGAUGACAUUUUCUCCUUAUUUAUUUUACCUGCAACAAAAAAACAACAACAAAAAGGCAUAUUUCUGAAUGUUUGUGUUACCUUUUGGGCAAAAAGCUUGAAUGUCAUGGAUACACCUGCACGCGGAGGUUGUUUGAGAUUUUGAUCACCCAGUCAAAAAGAUAUGGACACGAAGAAUGUUUGGUCUGACUGACUGACGGAAACAUUUCUCUUAAGCACUUUCUCACCAGUCAGACGACUGAGAAGACAUUGCUUUUUGUGAACUUUGCCUUAUCUUUGAUCUAUUCACACGUUUGUAUUUGUUCAGUAAUCAUGAAUUUCAUGCUAUCUAAUAAAUAAAAUCCACUGAACCUUUCUCUUAAAUUAUAUCACAUUAGCUUUUAGUUUGACACCACGAUUAGAGACCAAACGCUAUCCUGAAAGGCUAGAUGUUGAUGGGAUUGGCUCGCUCGCCAUCGUAAAUGAGUGUAUUAGCAAACCCCAUGAAGCUGUCAUGGCAGUUCGAUUUGGUUCCAUUCUGGCCUGAAUAUAAACAUUUCCCAGUUUGUUUGUUUCUUUUUAUUUUAUUUUUUAAUAUUAGUGAAAAUGAUUUGUGCAUAAUUAGACAUUUCACGUGGAUAGUUCUGUUCCUGUAAAUUCUAAAUUGUGUAAAAUCUGAUAUUGCAAAUAAAUAAAUAAAUAAAUGUCAUGUAAAUGCCA